Messenger RNA from Porites lobata, 21368 nucleotides. Lineage: Eukaryota; Metazoa; Cnidaria; Anthozoa; Scleractinia; Poritidae. The record is from the annotation of a GenBank genome assembly.
CUCGUCGAACAAUAAAACUCGCCAGGUUCUUAUAAAGCACGUGUUGAUCGGAUUUAUACUCUAUCAGCCAGUGACGUCUGAGUUUUAAAACAAUUUUUAUGCUUCCAUUUAUUUCGUUUUGUUUUGAUAUUUUUACGGGAAAUUGCCACGUCGUUAGCGACAUGGGCGAAACGACCAAGCACAAGUCGGGGGGAAACUCCCGCCAUCUUGCGAUAUAAAUACUAUGAUGGUUGCACUAACGUUUGUCGGAUGGAAAGAAGAGGAAGAUGGCAUUGAUUGUGGCACUGUGGUUUUUAUUUAGUUCGUCUUUCGCGUAUCAUGUCACGGGGAAGGAUAAUCAAACAGGUAAGACUCUUUUUAAACUGUUUUAAGUGCAGCAGGUUGACUUUUAAGCCAAGCCGAGAGAGGUCGCUUUCUUAUACUAAAAAUACCUGCAGUGUUUAAUAUGACAUGUAUUUUCUAAGUCUAACGCGGAUUUUUGCUUAACACUUGUUGUUGUCAAGAUACAAAAUAAACUGCAGUGAUUUCAGUGGCAAAAUUUAGUAAUCUUUCAGCCCUUUUUUUUGUUCCAAUGGCCUUUUUGCUCUUUAAAUUUUAGCCAGGAAGCAAAUUUUUGUUGCAGUUAGCACUUAAUUCUCUCGCCGAUUCGAUUCAAUCCAUACAUCGCGUGAAGCUGCUCUUGUUAGAAAUGGAGGCCAAAUGAUUCAAGCAUUCUGUGUUUAAAACUUCAUUGGAAAGAGAAGUAUGACCGCCCUGAGUUUUCGCCUGCUUCCCGGGGAUUUUUCGAAAGUGUAUUUUAAGGUCGAAUAUUGAGGGCAGUUUGAUGCGUAUAUAUUAUAUAUAUGUAUAUCCUGGCGGGCAUGUAAUUUUUGAUAAAACUACAAGCCUGAAUUGAAGGUAACCUUUGGUGGUUGAUCGAGCUGUUCCGUCAAAUAUUGCGUAAGAUUAACUUAAGGUUGAGUCCGCUCGCGCAGCGAUCAAAUCAAUUGCUGAAUGGUUCUUUUUUGACUGUAACUUUUUCCCUGGUUUCAUACAUUUUUCAGUCACGCUUUCGUUUAUAAUUGUUAAUUUAAUAGUGCUCUCUAAAUGCGUGGCCUGUAUAAAAUACCCUGAAACUCUUCAAUAGUAUUUAUAAUACCUGAAUGAUGGUUAAAGCCUUCAAAAACAAAAACAAAUAUAUAUAUAUAUGGUUCUAAGUUGGCACAAUCGUUUAGUUCGAAUGACAAAACAACAAAGUCACGCCAUUAUGACGCACCUUUGAUCAGCGGCUUGUAUUCAAGGCUCGCUUUGAAACAUGGCGGGAGAGUCGGCGAGAGCAGGCGAGAGGGACACUUCUCAUUCAACGGAGAAAAUUCUUUCUAUUGUGAGGUAAAAGAAAGUUGUAGUUUUCCCAGCUUGCAUUUUUGUUGGGAAUUACUUAACAAAAUUUCAGUCCCGGUUCAUUAGUUGCAAACCGUUGCUGGCCGCUCGUUUUCUCAAAGAACCAUGUGCCGUGCAAAAACUAUUACCUUGUGUACUCAUGUGUAACUUACUCUCGAACGUCAUUCAGUACGCUGAUUUUAUCUCUCUAGCUGAUAGACUAUCAGGACAGUUUAUCGCCAACUUUUUUGAGUCAAAUGCGUGAGUCUUUCAUCUUGUUGUAAACGGGAGUCCAGCAACUUCCGAAGAUUUCCGACGACUUUCCGAACGUUUCCGAAAAUGUCAAAGAUGUUCCGAUAACGAGAGAGCACUUCCGAAGCUAUUUAAAAGAUGACAAUAAUAAAUUAUUGACCACUCCAGAAAUACCAUGACACACCAUAAUGCUCUUUGUUUGUUACCCCAUAAUUUUGCAUAGGCAUUGUCUUCAGUUUCUCUUGGGAAUUAAAAUGGCCCUAAGAGAAACUGAAAACAAUGCUUAUGCCAAAUUUUGGGUUGACAAACAAAGAGCAUUAUGGUGUGUUAUGGUAUUAUCUGGAGUGAUUAAUUUUAGUGUGUUUUGAUUUUGUAAGGACGAAGAGUCAUCAUUCAAUGCCUUUUUGGAGGAUUUUCGUGGAAAUUGAAUUUAAUGAAUUUAAGUUAUUAAUCCUGUGUCAAAGAACAUUUUGUCCGGAUUUGUGAGUCAGCUGGCGUGAUAAAUUGUCCUUGAUGCUCGAGAUCAACUUGAAAGUCUUUAGUCCGCAGGCGUGAGACUCGCGCAUAAUGCAGGCAGGUAAAGUGCAGAUGUGUACAUACUUCUUAGAGCCUUCUCAGAGCAAUAAUAAUCCGUGUGAACCAAGGGUAAAAAUCAAAACCCAAAAAAUCUCUGAACCAAAAAUUAACCCCCAAAAUGUCCUAUUUGUUGUGAUGUGUGAAAUGUUAAAACAGUGGCAAUUAUAAGAAUUUGUUCAUGGUUAGCACGCAUAUAUAUCGAGUUAUGGAUGCAUGCGGGAAAACUUCCCAAGUGCAUCCAUAACUUGAUAUAUGCACAGCUAAAAGCAUGAGCAAAUUCUUUUAUAACAUAGCUGACAAAAAUGUUUGCUUUUUGAUUAACUGCAAAAUUCUCGUAACACAUGGCACAAUAACACGCUUCUAUUGGCUGAUUACAAACACGCCACAAUCAUCUACUUUGAAGGAAAAUUCUUUCUGUAAAACUCAGAAAGAAAAUUAAUUGCUUAUUUAUUUGUUAAUGAUCAAUGGAAACUAAGUAGAAACAAAGUUAAAAAGUCUUAAAAUUCACCUAAAGUUAAAAUACUCACAUGUUUGUAAGAAGUCGUGCAGUAUGGUUUGGAUUUGCUGAAAAGAUUUUUACGUUUUGCUUAGCUUUAUCCAGAAAAAUUGUUUUUUAGUGAAGAGAUGUGUCAUCCUACUUUAAACUUGUAUUCAUUUACUAACAAUGGCUGGUCAUUACAGCUUCUUGAGAAUGCCUGGCAGCAAUUAAAAUAAUGUUUUGUGAGUAAUAAAUUUAUGUCUUCUUAUGUAAUUUGUCUUGUUAUUGCAAAAGAAAUUUUCCGGUUUCAGUCGGAUUAUUCAGCGAUAACAAAAGUGCACGAUUUUUCAGUAUUGAGCUUUCUUUAUAGUUAACUUGUUUUGUAAAAGAUAAACAAACGUUAAAAACUGAGGACACUUUAUACAAAUUGGAUCUUUUCCGACACUGAACAACUAGGUGGUCUUUUCCCACUUGAAUGUCAGUCUUUAUGUCAGACUUUUCAACAAAUCCUUCAGGCUCUAUUGUUUGUGAAACAUCUUCACCACUUUUGCUAUUGGUUUGAGAGGCUAGAACGAAGCUCAGUUCUAAAAAAAACUGGAAAGUUUUUCAUCAUUGCCAUCCAUUUUUGGGUGCUUAGGAAAAGAGACGAAAAACACAGCUUAACACCUCAUCAUGAAAAAAAUCUUUAUUUACGCAAAGGCAUAUGAAAAUAAAGAUUUUGUUCACAGCAGCUCAAUAGGACUCAUAUAUAGGGCAAGCAUGCAUGCAUGCUAUGUUAUAAAACAUCUUUGGCUAUGCUCUGUUCACAGAACUACGCGGCCUGGAUACACAGGCACUACCAUGAAACUUCAGAUUGUUCUGAAUACCCCAAAAUAUCUCUACUUCAAUCCCAGGGGGGGUACUCGGGAUUUCAAAUGACGGGAAUGAUCGAAUGGAGCCAAAAGUCAAGACCAAAAAAAAUCCCUAUGGCUUCCAGCAAAACCCAAAAAAAUCCCUGGACCAAAAAUUAACCCCCCAAAAAUCCCAUGCCAAUUUUGUGGCCCUUAAAAGUUCCAGAAAGGGGUAAUGCUAUAACACGAAGAAAAACAUUGGAAAUGGAAUACUCGUGUUUGUUUAUUCAUCAUACUAUCUGAAUAUAUCCUUUCCCUCAUCAUCUUUUUAAUACCCCCAAAAAAUCCCUACUCAAAUCAAGCUACCCAAAAAAAUACUUGCCAAUCUUUCGUACCCAAAAAAAUCCCGGAAUCGAAAAUUUCAAACCCAAAAAAACCCUUUGAUCAUCCCCGUCACUUGAAAUCCCGAGUACCCCCCUGGGACUUCAAUCAAGUCUCCCAAAAAAAAUACUUGCCAAACUUUUCUACCAAAAAAAUUCUGGAAUUGAAAAUGUCAAGUCCAAAAAGAAAACCUUCAAUCAUCCCCAUGACCUUGAAAUCCGGAUUAGCCCCUGCCCUGUCCGCUGGAUGUGUGAACAGAAUUAUUUUAAAACUUUUGCUUUUAAUACACAUUGUUUACCCUACCCUGCUGGCAGAGUCUCUUUCAUUCUUCCUUGGAAAAUUUACCCUGCGAGAGAGCAGAGUCUCAAAUCAAAGCUUCAACAUCCCCUCCCAGACAACCCCCUGGACAUUUGAUUUUUUUUCAAAAAUUAAUAUUCAAAUUCCCACUGCUUGAGCUAAAAUGCCAUUCAGAUAUCCCAUCAUAGUUUCCUUUUAGUUGAUCAAAUACCUCUAUCCUGAGGAAAUUAAAAAGGGACCAUAUUACUCUUUUAACUAUUAAAUGUAGCUUGUCUAAUGCCCUUGAAGCCAAGUAUGCAGACAGAGCAAAGCUUGUGCAAUCCUUUGCUUUUCAUCUGUUCCACCAUGAAGACGCAAUCUUUUCUUUUAAAAGUCAUGCCAGCCCCCACGAUGAUUUAUCAUGUCCCACGGGACUCCUCGAAGUUGCCACUUCAAAAUUCAAAGAAAGCAGUACUUAAGUGACCCUUUGCACAAUAAACAAGCUUUAAAAAUUCAGCUCUUUUUAUAAAUCCAGAUUAACCUCCUGCUGUGCCUAAAUAAUUAUUCUUUAACAAUGCUAGAACUUAAUAUUUAUAUUAAGAGAUUUAUUAGUUUGGAGAAAUAUUGGUUUGAGAUGUACCAGUACCUACCUAGUACCUGGAAAAUUGUAAUUCUUAGAAAUACUAAUCUGAUCUCAAAAUAGUGGAAGAAUUUUUGGCAGGUCCCAAGGGUAGUUUUUGGUGUUUCUUUAUCCCUAAACCAUAAAUCUGUUGCCUCAGAUUUUAACUCUCUUCCAGACGCUUUUGCAAAAAUGGUUCCUGCAGGAAUCAUUCGAAAAAAAAUUGUAAAAAAAUCAGCAUUACUUCCAAUUGCCACCAAAUUUGGUACACAGAAAGGAGACAGUCUUAGCCAAUUACAGGGCUAGUUUCAGCCACUGGCCAUGAAAAACUUUGACACAAAAAGUUUUGAAAAUUUGGAAAAAAUGGUCGGCGAUGCAGGAAGAAUUUAUUUAUGGUGGCUUUUAAUAGCUGCCAAGAAACACUUUAAGAAUUCUCUGAGAAGGAGUGUCUUCUAGUGAAAAUAAAAGUGAUUUGGGUAUCAGCGAUGAAAUGAGAACGACAAAUCGAUGUAAGCGAGCUUGCUUCCUUUCACUCGCACAUGUUUGCUCUCGGCAGUGAAGACCACAUGUUUUUCAAAUGGCAAUGAAAUGCUUCUCAGAAUGGCAUCUAAGUCCAAAACCUCACAGAUUUUCAUGAAAUCAAUUUUCCACAUCAAGAGCUCAAUAUUUUGCUGGAAACAAGCUUUUUUAGCGUCUGAAGCAAAAGAAUGUCUCAGAAGCUGAUGCUUAAGACUCAAAUUCCAGUAUGCAAAUGAGUAUUUACCAUUAGCAUAAUCUGAUGGCUGCAGAAAAUAAAUUUUGAAAAUAUUCUAUGUCAUUGGGUGGUCUGUUAUAUUUUACAUAUCAAGGAAAAAUUUUUCUUUUUGACUUUUUCCUCAAACCAGACAUAACUGUUCCAAAAAUUACAUUUUUAUUAAAAUUGCUUGCGUAAAAAUUAUACAAAAGGACAUCUUGUGAACUUCUUACUAGAGAAAGAAAAAUUUUUUCCUGCAAGGGUAUUUUAUUUGCCCUUUUCAAAGAGAUAAAGCUUUCUAUGCUGCUUUUUAUAACCCCCCGAGAAAUUAAUUUUCAAAAUAACUAUGGCAAUUUUUCUCUUUUGUGAGUUGUCCAGAAAAGAGUUAAACCAAGGUCUCCAAGUCUUGAAGAGUCUAAGAUUUUACCAUUCACCAUCACCAGCGUAGUCUAGUGAAUUUUGCAUUGCUCUAUUUUAUAAAUUUCUUUGCAGUUACCAUGGAUAUGAAGGCCUGGUGUGAAGCUGGUGAUGAAGGAUUUAAGACAGUUAAUAUUAUUUGGAUUCCUCCCAACAGUCCAGAGAGUACCUCUUCUGUUGAAUCCCGUUCUUACUCAGUAUUUUUUACAACUGAUAUCUGGAGAAAAACUGAGUAUCAGUUUGGCUGUUCUCUAAACACAACACAGCCGUCAUUGCAGCAAGGGCAAUUGCAAUGCAGCAUUUCAUGUGAAGGUGGUUUAUUUCAUGGGAAUUUUUACUUCAUCCUGAAAAUGACAAAUUCCUCUGGAUCUUAUGUUACUGGAGAAAAAUCCUGUCGCUUUGUGACAACUGGUAAGCACUAAAGGAUGAUUGCUUAUUAAAAUAGUGAUGGGACAAUAGUCUGUCCCUUUUUAUUAUUUUUAGUAUCCCUUCUCUAUAAGUAAGAUUAUUUCUUCUUCCUAUUGGAAGUAUGGUGUAUAUCUUGAAGCUUGGCCUCAUUGGCUGCUUAGCUGAAAUACUCAGCUAAAUCAAGGUCUGAAUUAUAAAUCAAUCUGAGAAAGACUGUCAUGACCAUGUUGAAAGGCCUUAAGGGUAGUGUCAUGUAAAUUGCAUUUAUUUCUGUGUAUCUGAAUUAUCACAGGAAUUAGAUUCCAGGUCUCUCUUCCUGACUAAUUGUCUUCUCCACACAAACACAACCAACCCAGUCCAGUAUACUUCCAGGAUGCUCUGAUUUGCCUGGCUUUAAGUUUGUGAGCCAUAACUAAUGCCCUUACAUUUGCUUGUGCUGUUCUUUUAUUCUUUUGUCAUUCAAUGAAAUGCAUGUUUUCCUGAAAUCACACACCUUAGUAACAUUAUUGGCUGCCUCUUUAAAAAUUAAAACCUUUAUGAAAUCAUAUAACCCUGAUUGGGGGGCUGGGAUGUGGGUUGGAGAGGAUGCUAAAUGGGUUCUCCAGCUAAGGUAAGGUAACUUUAUUUAAACACAGUAAAAUUUCCAUGAGGUACAAUUACAUUUUACUAUAAGUAUAGACUCUAAGUAGAGUUACCUCUAGUUAGGAUUCUAACCUGGUAAAAAUGUCACACCAAAACACCGUAAAAACACGACGUGCGAAGGAAAACUCUGCCAUCUUGUAAGAAACAGAAUCGCAAUGCACUGUGGGAAGACGUUCACUCCUCCUCUGGACUCUAACUUAUAACUUGCUAAACUAGAAUUUAAAGUAAUAAAGAAAUAAAGAUGAUACAGUAAAAAGCCUGCUUCACAAGGAGCCCAUAUCACUAUUAUUAAGCAAUAUCACUAUCAAAAUUGAGCUUUUUUAACUUUGCUUUAAAUAAUUUCACUAACGGAUGUUGAUUGUCUGACCUCCAAAGGCAAGCUGUUCCACAGCACACCUCCACUAUAACAAAGGCUUCUUUUCAGUGUCGAGUUGUGGAAUUCAUUUCCAUGCAUUCAUUUCCUUCUUGAGUUAUAAGUAAUUUAAUUGCAGCAACAAACUAAAUGCAAAGUCAGAUAUUCUGGAGCAAAAUUUAAUGAGCUGUGUUUUUUGCGGUGCUGUGCGUCAUUGUUGCUUUACUAAUUUCGCACUGAUGGACAAGUUAGAUCAAUGUGAGCAACAAUUCUGCAACGUCUGCAAUACUACAUUACACAGUAAUCAACAAAUGUAGCUGGACCAGUGAAUUAAGCAGAAUCUCAGAAGGGAGAAAAUGCAUAAUACGCUUGAUAGCACUAAUGCCAGAAGCAAUAUCUUCUUAGAGAUUUCAUUAAUAUGAUACUCCCAAGGAUUAAGAAGUUGAGACUUGCUUAACUGGGGAAUUGGCGCAUAGGUAUCCUGCAGGCUAAUGGAGGGAAGGAAGUCCAAAACGAUGUCCUUUCACCAAAGAGGUUUGCAGGCUUGAUAAACAGUGCCCAGUCAAUGUGUUCCUAACAUGUUCAAGAAAUUACUCUAGCUACUAUUUCUAUUCUAUUGUUAUUUACUUUUAAUAUGUGAAACUUAAAUUUUUUAUGAUUUUCUUAAUCCUCAGCCUAUUAUGAAAUUAAAGACCUGGGAAAAAAGAUUAAAAAAUAUAGCCACACAAAUUUUUGUACCCUUUUAUACUAUAAUGUUUUAAGUCAACCCCAGCAUAAAGCAUAAUAAUUAUGUAUUAUGCCAGGGUUGAUUAAAACAUUAUAGUAUAAGAUAAUUAUUAUCUUGUCCGCAUGAAUGCAUGUUCUCCAUUUAAGUUUUACCACAGGCGGCCCAAUCUCACGUUGCGAGGCAACCUUCCCUCGCAACGUGAGUUUGGGCCGCCUGUGGUUUUACUUGGGGCAUGCAAGCUUACUUCGUCUGAGUCAAUGUCAUCCUGCUGAAGGUCUUGUAGGAUACCCCUUGUGAACUCACAUCCCAUCCCUUUUUAAUUAUUUUCCAGUCCCCUUAGAUCUACUUUGGUGCAAAGAAUAUAUUAAACUGCAGUUUCGUUUUGUUUAGUGCCACCGGAAAGUGGACACUAAAUUUUUGUUAAAAUUAUGCAAAUCCGAAGUUUGACAUUUACAUUUUCGCAAAAUAUAUUUGACUUUGCGUAUUUUUUUAUCCCAAUCUAUUUUUGUGAAAUUAAGUUAGCGCAAGAGUAAUUAGCAAUAUGGUAUUUACUGCUGGACCAUAUAAUGUCAUUUACAUAUACCUUUUGUUGUUUUUUUACUGGUUGGAAUAAUAUUUAUCUCAACGAUUUUUUUCAGUUCAUUGUACAAUGCCACAAAAUUUUAAAGUAAUGGAGAGUGGAAAAAGGAAUCUCACGUUGACAUGGGAACCUGCCCCUCAUAUGGGAAAAUGGACUUCGUUACUGUGUUACAGGAUCUGGUAUGGCUCAGCACAAGCAAAAUCCAAUGAGGUAAAAAGCGACUACCCCAGAAAUACUUACCAGUAAAAGGGUAAUGGAAUGAUCACAAUUAAAGCUGUUCAUUUAUAAGAAUGGGCUCUCAUAACUGACCAAGUGAUAAACGUAUUGAGGGUAGUGGCUCAUAAGAGCUUUUAACAGAAAGCUUAUGAUGUAUGUUUUUAAUUACCGUCACACAAGCGAAAAUCAUAUUUAUAGUUUCUUAUUCCGAGCGAAGCUCGGCGCGAAGCGCAGAGAGCGUAGCGCGCGCGCAGUCUGCUAACCGCGCGUGGUCUUGGCCAACUGCAAAAUUUGAUGCGCCAUAAAUCAAUCUUUUCAUGAAUAUAUGCUUGGUGUCCGCCAAUCACGUCAUGAAGCAUUUUGCGUUUCCAGGCAACAUAGACUUUGCCUCCGAUGACCAAGGCGCAUUUUCAUGUAUUAUUCAUGAAAGGCUGUUGUGUUUACUCAUCUUCUGUGAAACAAUGUUUACCAUCGGUGAAUCACGAACAAUUUCCCAUCCAAAUGACACAGAACUGCAAGCACAGCAAGUGCCUGCAAAUCCUCGCCGAGGAAGAUUUUCCAUUGAAACUCCUCCGGAGAACGCCGAUUAAAAUUCAUCGGCGAGCGGAUCGAAGAAGACAACCGCGAAGCAGGGAACAUCGCUUAGCACAGCGAAGGCAACGUCAUCAACACAGCGACCACAAACGUGUACAGAGGCAGCGAAAAUACAAUUACAUUAUAAACAAAACCGAUGAAGAGAGGGAACACCGACUGCCGACGCUUCCAAAAGCGACGAGACUGAAUCAGGCAACGCUUAAAGUCUACAGUCAAAAUUAUCUUCUUCGAUGCAGCGAUAGGCAGUAAGAAUUAUGCUCGUCAAAAAUAUCUUUCCAACGGACUCGGGACAGCCGGUCAGCCCACCAUGAGCAACAAUGGGUUUUACAGUAACCUUUAUUUUACAAUGAACAGUUUAGAACAACGAUAAUGUGUGACGCUUUUAGGGAAGCGUUAAAUUUGUAAACAAAAUCCUUGCUGAACAACUUUUUCGUUUACAAUUUUCGUUACAUUUACUUCCCCAAAACCAUCCCAAGUAAAACAUAUUAUCAUUGUAUAGUAGCCUUAUAGAUAAACACAGCUGUGUCUUUUAAGUCAAGCACUGGGUUGAAAUUUACUACCUCCCAAGCUACCCAAUAUGGGCCUCCCCCCCCCCCCCCCCCCCCCCCCGAGCUUCGCGAGGUUCUACGAUACAAGUAUUCCUAGUUUGUUACUUAUCACAUUCAAAGUUAACUAUCCAUUUGUGAUUAUGUAGUGUAUUUCCCUAAACGGAUCAAGAAGUCAAUACGCCUGUGCCGGGGAGAACUUUAAAACUAUGGUAAAGACCAACUGAUGCUGUUGCUUAUGGAAGCAGCCACUUGCAAAAGCUUUUCAUUACAGAGCUUAAAUCACAAUUCAAACGGGGUUUCACAGUGCAGUGCUAGUCGUUUACGAGAGACUCGAAACUCAGACAAACAAACUGAAAUUAACAUUAGCGAAUUCCUUACUUUUGUCUGACUUUUGUCAUAAAAUUUCAUGUUUGUUUGUCUUGUGUCAUUAAAAUGAGAAAAAUGGCAAAACUCAGACAAAAAUAGAGAGAAGUGUGACGUCAAGUUACCAUGGCAGCCAAAUUUCUGGGUGACAGCAACAGAGCUGAGAUUAAGCAACGACGACGGCGACAGUAACGAGAACGGCAAAAAAAACCCGAUAUGUUUAUAUUAGCAAAACGUCAACUUUGCUCGAGCAUUACGCUUUUUUUGUACAUUUCUUAGCCGUCGUUGCACGACCGGGACAUGAAACCUCCUAAUUUCUCACGCACACUUUACGGAGUAGGUGAACACAACACAAAAAGUUUCUUUUUCUUUUUCCAAACUUAGAUACGGUCCUUUCGAAUUAAAUCCAGAAAAUUUUGCCAACAUUGGACAAAUUAAAUGAAAAUGAAUAAGAUUGAUGAAGUCUGGAACAGUGCGAAUUUACUUUUUAAGUGAAUUUGCGGUUUGUUGUCAUCGAAACAUUUUGCUACCAUGGCAACGUGACGUAACGACGUCUCCUCUGUAUUGCACAUCAGUCACUCUAACGUCAUUCGCGCGCCACAAUAUUGGGAAAAAAAAGUGUUCAAGCUCUUGCUGCAGCUGUCCAAUGUCCAGUCUAUGUCCAGUUCAGCUUAUCAGGAUGUGUCUUCUGACACUCAGAAAAAUUUUCUGUCCAGCAUUUAUUGAUACAGUUAAAGAUCAAGACAGCAGGCUUCGACUAUUCUGAACAGAGAGGGAACGUUCUUGCUCGACACCGAUGCAACAGACCAUGGAAGCAGUGCAUUGUUUACACAACAGUUAAACGGGGAAGAAAAGCGUAUUGCGUUUACAAGUUGAACAUUCUCAAGAUCUGAAAGGAACUAUUGUAUGACUCGUUUUGAACUUUUGGCAAUAAAACAAUAAAGUUUAUGUUCACGGAUAAAAAAUAUGUUUGGGCCCAACUCAUCUUUGCCCCGUGGUCACGAGGUCAGGGUUAAAAUGAGGUCUGAGAAGGCCCAAAACAUAUUUAUUCCCAAGAGCAUAUACUCUAUUACUGUUAUUAUCACUUUGGAGGAUAUUGAGAAUAUAAAGACUUCAAAAAAUAACAGCAAGACAGUUUGAACAAAAUCUUUCGAGCCUUUACAUGUUGAAUGGCUUAUAUUUCUGCCCGAAACAGGUUCGAAAUUAGUAUUGUUUCUGAGUGUUAGCAUUAAAUGUACUUGUGUACAAAUCUUAAACUAACAGUUUGGCAUAAUUGGUUCAACUGAGUGCAUACGGCUUGAAGCUGCAAAACUUACAAGCAGUUCGUCGCCAACUUUGGAGCUACCACAGGCGUUAUUUACAUCAGAAGCUUCCCUAACUUUUUUAGACCUUCUUCCUCCAGCUGCAGAGCGAACGGCGCAAACAUUACAUUGUCUUCCCGAUUUUUAUAUCUCGCUUAUAUCGUAUGACUGUUUGAUCCUCUCUUUUCAUUGGUUUGUUUCAGCGGGCUAUAUAUAUAUAUAUAUAUUUUAGCUCGCCAAUUCUCCAUGAGGGAUAUUUUAUGGGUGGUGUCUCGGGGCGCAUUUUGCAGGCUCAAAUGACAAAGUGAAACUAAUUGUUGAGUUUGUUAAGAGCAACAGUGGCAUAACCUGCAAAGUACAAGUUUUUUGUUCAGACUGAUCAAGCUGCUUUCACGUUUCGUCAUUCAGGCCAAUGACGCCGAAAAGAACAACUGGUACGUUGGAUUGAAUUCUUAAGUACUUUUGACUUUGAGAUAAAGUGCCGACAUGGUCGACAAGGACAAUAACAUCUGAGGGCUGAUGCACUUUCCCGCCAACCCUGUGGUGUCUGUUGUAAGUGGUACAAGAUCGGAAGUCUCGUUAUUAAUGGCCAGGACUUACAUCAGCAGCUCCCACCAGUCACCAGUUGUGGGGCAAAGAAAAUGUGGGGAAGGAUAUUUCGUGUUCCUUUACAACAGUAUGGACGCUGAUAGACAUUGAGAAGACCCUCACUACACUACCACAUCUCCAGCCUGAUGGACAGAUUGAGUGUUUCAUCAGGUCCGUCAUUGAUAUUUUCCAUGGAAAGAUCCGCAAACAGACUUGGAUCAGUAGCUUCCAGCUUGGAUGAUGGCCUCUCAAGCUGCUCUUCAUAUGCCAUACCUCUUAAUGCUGGAACUGGAGGUCCCUAGAAUACCUCCUGAUGUUUCAUCACUCUAGGUGGACUAUGCUCAGGCAGUUCAAAAAGCGAUCGUCCAGUGCACGUGAUUUGGAUAGAAAACAACUAAAAAAAUUCAUUUGAAGCCAUAAGGGGAAUUGUGAUAAAUGCCAUGCUGGUAGACGCCGACGUGUGUUUUGCAUACGUUAUUUCUAAAAAAAAUUGAAGGGAAAUAGCCGAAAAAUACAGAGCGAUGUUUUUUUUAUUGAAUUAGAAGUCAUGAAACAAAAAAAUGGGUAUUAGACUCGUCAUAACUUGUUCCUUUAGCCCUUCAAUUGAGACUCGAGAAUAACAACAAGCACAAGUGAAAGUGAUUUAUCAAACAAUGUUAUACUAAAUAGCACAGCUAGCACAGCUUUGGCCACCGUUGUAGUUCUCCAGUAACCAGAACUUUGGUCACCGGUAGGAUAGCUGAAUGGAGAACUGAUCGUCUUUUUAUUUUUUUAUUUUUUUAUUUUUAUGUGAGACUUGCUUAUUUGUGUUUUUCUUCUUGGUUUUUGCAGUCUGUAGACAUUAAAAUGGAACCUUCACUUGCACACACGUUUCAUGAUCUGCUUCCAUACACACAGUACAGAUUCUUUAUCCAGUGCAGCUUUUCAGAUUGUCUAAAUGGCUGGGGAGCACUUAAUGGACCUCUUACAGGAAUGACAAUUGAAGAAGGUCAGAGGUCACAAAUUCGAAUAUUCUUCUUAUCAACUUAUACAGGUUUUGAUACAAUUAUAGUAACUUUAUUGAUUUAUACGUAAUGCUAGGCUAACCCUUUAGCCUACCUCAAGAGGUAUUUUGGGUGUGAUCAAGUCUUAAAAGCAGUUAAGGGAGACGUGAAGGUGAAUGAUUUUCUCUCUUUGUCGGGCCAGCAAGUGUGUAUAUUUUUUUUUAGAGGGGCGAUAUUUCUGACCAGGUUACUAUUUUAAUCUGGCAGUUAAGGAAAGUUGUUUGGCAUGAUCUUCACGUUCAAAAUGAUAUUCUUUGAUCUUUCUGGUCAUCAUGUCCAACUGGAGUUACGGUUCUUUUGUUGGACAUCGUCUGAUGACCCACUGACAGCACUCAACACUGCUGAGUACCCCCUUUCAUAUUAAAAUAUUUAUUUAAACCAGGUAACAGCGAUAUUAACAGGCAAGUGGAGUUUAAAAAGCAGUCUCAACCUACUCCUUCCAUCAAUUGGCAAUAAAAUGCUGAAUCUUCAUGCUUAUUUCAAGUUCUCCAUUUUAAUUAUAGUACAGUUUUGUUAAUUUCCUUUCUCUUUCCUACAGUACCAGUUAAGGCUCCAGAGUUUGAGAACUGGUCGGUUGCCAAUAUUGCACAGGAUAAACGUGAUGUAACAGUAGUUUGGAAGGUAAAUGCAUUCUUAUAAGUACGUAACACUAAGCAGGAGAUCUUCAAGAGCAUUUACAUCAACGGAACAUUGUUUAACAACCUGUUCCCUCCUUCAAUGGCAGACAUGCCUUUCUCACUUUCAUAAAAACCUUCAAGCACUGAAAAGAAUCCUCUUCAGCAAAGGCACCACUAGCGUUAGAAGAUUACGGAAAUAUGGCACAUUUUGGUCAUUUUUUACAUCCAAUUAAUCGGGGCAUCACUAGGCUCUCAGAACGAGUUGUUUAAUUGGCUAACAAGAUAAAUGUCUCAAUAGCUACAGAGACUAGAGGUUCAUGAGGGCUUAACAAUGUAACUAUUGAUUAAUGUUAAUUCAGACACAACUUACACAAGCUGCAAGUUGAGUGACAAACUGUAGGUUAAAUAAUUAUUGCUACGUGAAGGGGUUUCGUUAAGGUUAGGAGCAGAGGGGCAUCUGGAUUUAGCACGUGGGCAUAAUUUAAUAUGAGAUAUGAACUUGCAUUUUGUUCUUUUGAUUAUGAUUUUGAACGCAAAUGGUCAUCUUUACAGCGAGUCAAUUUGCCCGGUGCCGGAUCCUCAGUGAUCCUCAGUGAUCCCCUUGCAUCUGUUGCAGAUUGGUGGUUGUGCAGUGUUUUUUAUCGCGUGUCGCCUUUUCUCGCGUGGGGUGAUUUUCACGCGCUCCCGUUUCGCUCGCUCUACUAUCCCUGACGAAAAAUAGGGGACUACUCGUAGUCUAUAUUUUUUAACCCAAUACGCAUUAAAUCUCUUGUCCAAAGCUUCCUCCUCGAAAUACCUGGAAUGGCAUUCCAAGGGAGUUCCAAAUCGAUUUCUGGCAGGUUUUGUCACAAGAGAAUGGCUCAUCGACCCCAAUCCUAAAUUCUAGCAGGAAUCUGCAGAUCAAGAACGGGUCUGUUACAACAGCGACGCUUCCUGCGUUAAACCGAUUCACGGACUACCAGAGCCAGAUCAGCAUGUGCACUACGCAAGGGUGUGGUCCGGAAAGCUCUCCUUGGUUUCUUAAAGGUUUGUGGCUUUCUGUUUCAUUCUCAAAAGAAGUGAAUUUCUUUGGUAGUUCGGGCGCACUUAAGCCAUUUCGUUAAGCUUGCAUGUUCUUUAAGUGUAGUAAUCCUAGUCUUGUUGACCUUGAGGUCUCCAUAGGUGGCGAGAAGGUUUUAGAGUAUGGUGCUGUUGGUUAGGGAAUUAAGUGUUUGACAACCCUCUAUGUUUAAACAAAAUAUUUAGGGGAACAGAGUAUGCCAUAGCAACACAAAAUAAAUACCUGAUUGUAAAAGCGUUGUUGAUCAAGGAUUUAUGUCUAUGCGUUUAUUUGCAAAGCAAAUUCAAAGUUUUUUUAAUUAAAAGUUUACAUUGUCUCGAGCUGUUCGUGCUGAUGCAAAUCUCCAGAGUACUUUGUUUAAGGCAUGUCGUUGUCUUUUAUGCGGUCUUCGAAGAAAGCUUUAAGGUCCUAUCUUAUGAUUGUUAGUGUGCGUUAGCUAUAUGGCUACGCUCUUUUACUGACGCAUUGAAAAGAGAAACUGAUCACUAAUAACAAUAUUCCUAGGUGUUAAUAACUUUCGCACAGUUAGCUCAGUUGCGUGAGAGUAAGUGCAAACCCCGACCGCACCUCAGCUCUUAUCAGUGUCUUCUUAAAAAAUGGUAAGAUCAAUCAUACAGGCUGUGAAUAGGACGGCUCUCUCAAAAGAUAACUUAACUGGAGGGUGACAUUAAGGCCGGGUUUACACCAGAUAUUUUUGCCGAGUUUUAUGUUUUCUGAUGUUUGUAAUAUUUAGAGUAUUCAUAUUACUCUAAAUGGCCUAAAUGGAUUGGAAUAAAUCUGGAAACUUUGCAGGAAUUUACACAAAUCAGUGAAUCCGACAUCAUUCAUUCAAAUACAGUGGCCGAAUUCAUCCUCCCCUAUCAAUUACUCACUGCAGAAAACUAUACGGGAAUGGGUACAAGCUUUUGGUGCAAUGAUUUCUGGGAUCGCUAGGGUGGACAAGCGUUACUUAUGAUUAGUCUAUCUUAUUCAAGGCAACCAUUGAAUAAUCACAAGUAACGUCUUCCCAAACAAUAUCAGAAAUCGUUGCGCCUAAAGCUUGUAACCAUUCAGAAGGGGAGGCUAGAGGACCCCCCAAACUGUUCGAAACAUUUGGGACCAUAGAACCCGGUGGUAUGGCCUAUCUUUUCAUGGGGCGUUUAGAGAAGGAACUCUUUCCGGGGGAAGGGGGGUGUCAGUUAUUGGCGCAAGCUUUUCUGGUGUACCUGCCAUAUCUUGCAAAGCUAAUAAAAAACAAUAAGCACUGCUCAGCUGGCAAAGGGUUUAUCUGCCUACCGGAAGGUUGUGAGUUUGUAAUGGGACAUUCCGUGGCUGUUAUAUAGCGUAGCAUUAGGUCGAAAGACUGGGCUUGCACCAAAACUCAAGCUCGUCAUGGGGGCUCUGACUAAAGCAAAUGGAAGUGUAUUUAUGGUUCUAGUAGAAACAAAAGUUAGAUUUCGCGUAGGGAAUAUCGAUUGUUUUUGACCAGUUAUGAUUGCGCUCGGCCUAUCCCAUGACUGCAUUUCAACUUCACUUUGACACUGGAACUUUUGUAGAAGGAGAUAAACUUCCAGGUUACCCCAAGUGUUUGUAGAAUUUUCCCCUGCGAUGGCCUACUAGUGGAACCCAGAACUGAACAAGUAAUAGGGGACAAAUUAGAGAUGGUUUUGAGCAUAAAACUGGUACUCCUGGGAUAAUUGCUAGGAAACAUGACGGGCCAUACCGUGUGUACAUUGUCUACCUCAAACUUAACCAGUUGACAAAGAAGGAUGACAUAACACUACCUCGGAUAAAUGACGUUUUGGAGGCCUUGGGUGAGGAUGAGUGGUUUUCUCUAGCUUGAAUUUGGUCUCUGGGUAUUGGUAGUUGCAAGUGAUGGAAGAGGAUAGGCCUAAGACUGCCUACUCAGCUCAUCAGAGACAAUUCCACUGGAGAGUAAUGCCCUUCGGAUUGACAAACGGACCAGCUAGCUUCACUCGAUUAAUGAAUUUAGUGCUCAGUGGCCUUACCUGGACACACUGUCUGGUGUAUUUGAAUGAUAUCAUCAUCUGCGCUUGCACCACUCAAUAUCACAUUCGCCGCCUUCGGCUAUUUUUUGAUCUUGUAAGGACUACUGAUGUGAACUGAAGCCUACUAAAUGUCACUCCCUUUGAGGCGAAGUUGCUUUUUUCAGACGUGUCGUGUCUUCUGACGGAAUGAAGACUGAAACUGAGAAAGUCAAAGCCGUCGAAACAUGGCCAGUACCACCGAAUGUGAAAGGGCUUCCUUACUCUUAGUCUUCAUCCUUGGAUUUGCCACUAUUGCAGAGCCCCUCUACAAAAAGUGGAGCAAUAAAGUACCAUUUUGAUGGCAACAAGAACGAGCUGUGUUUGGACAAGGAGUGGAUAAAGAAAAUGAGACCAAAAUUGCUGAAGAAGGCUUGAACAUUGCAGGGAAUUUGGAACUUCUUUCAGGGAGGGGAUUGUGAGGGGACAUUUCGUGCCGGAUAUAUACAUAUGUAGCGUUAGACUAGGUGGGAAAAAAGGGGUUUUGUGAAAGGGAAUCGAUCUUGCUGCUUGGUCUUUGUUUAAGUAAUGAUCCGGGUAAGGUGGAUAGCACUUUCUUUUGUUAUGCGGCAACGGUGCUUUCCCCACAUAGGAAUGUUCUCAUUUUUACACAGAGAAUGCAUAAACCUGCAUGAAGGCAGUUUACGCAAUAAAAUGUAUUUACACUCCACUUUGAAAGGGUGUUUUUUGUGUUAAAAGAUUUUGACCAAUCACAAGAGUUGAAAACAAUAGCCAAGAAAAGUUUACAAUUUUACAUGUUCCCCACAUAGGAUUUCUUUGUUAUUCAAACUGAGACCAGAUUUUGUUAUAUGGAAGAUGGUUGGAAUGUGAGGAUGAAUAUAUGUACCGCUUUAUGAAGUUUUGUUAACUUUUGCUGUUUAAGCCAAUCAGGAGUAAGUACAGACAAUAGAUAAGUUAGCACCUUUUUUGCAUUCCAACAUGUUCGUUGCCGUUGUUGCUAUCGUUCUUAUCUGGACUGUUUCUUAAUCUUGUGUUCUCGGCUACCCAAUAAAAAGAGUCUGGACCUUUCCUGAGUGACGUUUAUUACAAGUUCAUUCCCCGAGUGGACAACCAACACGCGUCUUUAGAUCCUUUUUAAAUAAAUAAGUGAAUAAAAUAACGAUUUAGAGGUAGCUCAUUCACAAAGUGGUUCUUUGUCUAGCAUUUCUUGUCGAAUCGGAAUUUGGGAAUGUCGGGUUAAGUAGAGGGGAAAGCCAAAGUACCUUGAGAGAAAACUCGCAGCAAAGUAGUGGGCCAACAGCAAACUCAACGACGUAUGUCGUGGACGCCGGGAUUUGAACCGGGGCCACAUUGUUGGGACGCAAGUGCUCUCACCACUGCUCCACCCUUGCUCCCCCUUCCAGGAGGUAUUGUACAUCAUGUUUAAAAAUGCUUGGCAAAAAAUAACUCUGAUAAUAUUUCGUAUGUUGUUUCAUUUCAGGCGAUACAAAGCCGCCUAACCCAUUGCCACAUGGAGAAAGCAACAACAAUUUAAAUAUUUGGAUUAUCGUUGGAACUAUACCUGGCAUCUUUGUUGUAAUAGUAGUUAUUGUCAUUGCUUGGACAAGAAGAAGGUAAUUUGCAAACUAAUUUAUUGUUGAUAUUUUGUGUUUUUUUCAUGAGUUUGUUUUGCUUUCUUCCCGAUUUAAGCUCUUCAUUUUUUUUAAAGAAAAAUCGGGAAAUUAUUCGUAUUUCCCAUACUCCAAUCAAACAAUCAAUCGUUUAUUUACCCACGUAUCAUUUAGUGAGCUAAUAAGAACUCCAGUUUUGAUGUGUAUAUUCUUUUUGGAUAUUUGCAAAUUAUACUCCCAAAAUACUUUUCUCUGGCCGUGAAAAACCUUUAUUCAGUUUUUCUUUCGCGAUAUAUUUUAAUUUUAAUGUAUACAACUACGUUAUUGCCCUUAAGGUGUUUUUAAAAAUACUGUUAGUGUACUUUUAUAAUAAACAAUUUUUUAACUUAUUUUAGGCAAAGAAGAAAAAAUCGGCCACCACUAGAAGAAUGUGUACAAGUGGUAUGGAAUGAAUACUUUAAAAUAAACUUCCUUUCACAUGUAACUAGGUGAAAAGAAAUUGCUAAACGGCUUCUGCACUUAAGUAGGCUUACCUUCAUAAGUCCAGUGUUGUUUUUGUUAUUAUUAUUAUUAUUAUUAUUAUUAUUAUUAUUAUUAUUAUUAUUAUUGUUAUUAUUGCUGUUAUUGUUGUUCAAUUGACGUCAAUCGGUCAUUAACAAAAAUUACAGGCGUAUGUUCUUGCAAAAGAGAAGAGAGAGCACGAAAUGUACUCUCUUUUUAUAGGUAUUAAUUGAUUUUUAUACUUCGUGAAGAGAAAAUCUGUUUGUCAAGGUUGUUCGGGACAAUAGAGUCAUUUUUUCAUUAUAAUACUUGUCAAUGGGAGAUGACUGGUUCUUGUGCUCAUCAUUCUUGUCUCGCGAAUUUGAAAGUAUAAGCUCACAGAGAGACUUGCUCUGCACCAUAUCUCUGGGACAUAUCCUCAAAGCAUUACCCUUCGUGUCUUCUUACCCUAAGAUGUACUUGAUUUAUGUCCUGUCUGUGCGGCAUGGUAACUGUCACUGGCCAUCCUUUUUUUAGGGCCCACCUUCAGGCUACGACGAGAUACACGACUCAUCCAUGAGCAAGCAGAAUUCCUACGCUGAAAUUCGGCUUUAAGAUCCUCCACAACAACUUCUUCCGAUAACCGCCGAUUUGCCAUCGGAACAUAGUGGUGAUUGAUUUAAAUUUAUUAGGACUUUUUUUCCUGGCGAAUAUAUUCUCCACGUCUCCAAGGUCUCUCUUUUUCUUGUGCCCUGGAGUAAGAUUGGAAGAAACCUGUGAACAGGCUCCCGGGGAAGGAAGUGUGACACGAAGGGAAGCUAGCGGCGCGGGAGUCGGUCUACUUGAUUCAAUUUACGCCGAUCCCUGAUACCCGAAUCUCGUUUCACGUCAAGCGACGGCUUUUUAUUUUUUACUACCGAGGACGGGAAAUUUCCGCGGUGAGUUCUUCAUGCUCACACAACCUUAUGGAUAACUAUCCCUUUUCCACUCUCCCCAAUUCCAUCCCCCUUUUCGAAUCCUUCUUCCUCCUUUUUCCUUUUUCUCCUCUCGCCUAGUAUAGGAGGGCGGAAUGACGACACCAAAGCUUUGUCGGCAGCCUCUCGUUUUCUUUCCCCUUAAUUCCCUCCUCCCUGUCUGCAAGCGCUUUCUGGUGUUCCCCUCGCUUCAUUCCCCAACAGUGAUCCUGCUCACAGGCUUAACUGGAAGUUGAAGAAGAAAUACCCCCGGAGACAAGUUGAAUUUUCUUUAACUGUAAUAUAUUACACUUUUGUAUUUAUCGCAAAUAUUGCAGAGGUUCAUUGAAAAUGAUAUCAGAUUUAAUUAUUAUUUUACAAACUUUAUUGGUUCAAAGUAGAAUCCUAUUUAUUGCAUCGCUUUUGUUGCAGUGGACUUCUAGAUUAUUUAUAAUACUUCAAUAGGACUAAUACAAGCUGAUGCAGACAUAGUAGAUAUUUAUACUGACUGCGCAACUGUUCUAGAUGGUAGUUUGGGAUGUAACCUCACAUCGUAUAAUAUUAUAUGCAUUAAGCACAAUAGACCUCUUUAACUUGUAUGGUUUGUUUUCCCAGUGAAGGUGUCAUGGGAAUUCGCCGUUGUCUUUUAAGAAAUUAUGCGUACACAGUCACGUUAAUAAGAAGAAAAUUGAAAUAAACAGUUUUCUUGAGUAUUAUCACAUGACCUACACUGGGAAAAAAAACAUACAAGCUAAAAGGUCUGGGCCGAGUUGUUCGAAGGCCGAUUAGCGCUUAACCCAGGGUUAACUUUAACCCGGGUUUCUUGUUCUUGCGUUCAAAAGCAUUUUCUGGAAUAAUUCGGCCUGUUGUUUUUAGAGCUUCGAAUCAUCAACUUGUAGACAAAAAGAAUUAAAACUGAAAUGCUUUUUAAGCUUUCGAAUCUGAAAUCAAAUCUCGCACUAACCCUUGGUUAUAUUAACCCAGCUUUGAACAACUCGGCCCUGAUGUAUAUAUAAUUCCUGUAAAGUCGCUUGUUAGAUGGUAAAACACAUCCCGUCGAUGAUCGUGCGUUUGAAAACGCUUGUGAUUUGUGAGUUUAGGCCCAGCUCUCAAAAGUGGACACUCUUGAAUGUGGGGGCUUAGCCUUUUUGAAGUGAGCAGCCAGCCAAACGUUUUUUAACUUUCUCGACUUCCUGGAGCAAUAUCUUGACUCGCUUUGGACUAUCACCUUUAAACUUGGUAAGUUUACAAAUUUUUAGUCGCUUUUUCCAGCGGUUUUGAUAGUUUUUAAUUUUUAUCUUGCUGGUCUGUGUCAAAACUUGAAAAAAUCGUGGGAAACGAAACGAUGCGAAAAAUCCUUUCCGAACGAGGAGAAUUUGA